UUAUUUAAACUCAUAGUGUUUUUUUACUCUUUGAAAUUUUACGAAUAGCAAGGAAAAAUAAGGAAACAAAUAAAUAAGCCAAGCAAAGAAAAGAAAAAAAAUAAGACAGAUUAAAGAUAAAAAUUUAGCGUGAUCAGAGAGAGAAGUCAAGAAUUUUGUAACGAAGAAGAACAGGAAGAAUUAAAAUAUAAAUAAAUAGAUAAAGAACUAUAAAAGUAAUAAGCAAUGGACUAAUCUUAGGAUGAUAAAAACAGGUUGAAACGAAGCGGAAAGAAGCGUCCUUAAUCACAACAACAACAAGAAGGUAGUAUUGGUUAAGGAGGUUCUACAAGCACCGCAAAUACAAAUACAACAGCUAUCACUAUAGGUAGUGCAAACACAGGAAAUACUCCUUCUGCAAGCGUAAAUAGCUCCCAAUUAGCACAAACUUCAUCUAACAAUGUAACAUCAAAUGCGACAGGGUAAUUAACCUAAGGUAUAUCAACUUCUAAUGCAGCCAAUUUAUAAUCAUCUUCAGCCUCUCAAUAAUUAACGGGUAAAAAUACCGAUGACACCCCUCUCAGUUAGAAGGUCACUGUUAAUUAAGAGCUUUUGGAAUAUGUCAACAAGCUUGAAUAUUUAGUUGUUUCUACGAGGCAAAAGCUUUUAAGAGAGAGGAAAGCGUAUUAAUAAAUCAUAUCUAGUCUUGCUUUAUAUUUUGAUGCUAAAGGAAUUAGAUCUUAGCAAGUUGAAUAAUAUGUGGAUUCCGUAGUUGAUUCUCUCAAGACCAAUUAGGAAGAAUCUGAAUUAGAGUUUGAAUAACUUGACUGGGUCAAAUUUUUGCACGAUAAAAAACAAGAUAAAUUGAAAAGAUCGAGAGAUAUGAUAGAUCUACAAGGCUCUAAUUUACAUAUAUCAACAGGAACUAGUGUCUUAAAUAUUAACUCAAACCUUUAAAACUCUAGCAAUCUCAGCAACGGAUUAUAAAAUUUAAGUAAUUUAAAUACAAAUAAUUUGCAAUCAAGUGUAUAAAAUUCUAAAAAUGCAACUAAUGGUGUUUCCUCCACAUUUGGCUCAGCUUCAAAUAAUAGUGCUUAAAGUAAUAUAAUUCGUCUUCCAAUGGGUAAUAAUGCAAAUGAAGAGAAAAAGGGCUCAUAAUAGUCCACUUUAACCUAAUCUAAAUUGAAGAGUAAAGGAAAUUCAAGCAAUACUAUUCAAUAAUCUCAGUCCUAGCAAUUAAGUAAAAAUUAUCCUGCAUCUAAUUUAAAUAACAGUGGAUCCACUUCAGGUAUUUUAGAAGCUGAUAGUGAAGAACCAAAAAAUAAAAAGAAGAAAAAGCCCAACUAAAGCGGAGGGAUCGCAUCAGAUUUGAGUAGUUUAUAGGUGAAUGCAUUAAAUCCUCAAUAACUUGCUUACUAAUAAUAAUAAUACGAACUUUUAAUGCAAUAAGAAUAAUAAAAAAUGCUUUAUUAAUAGUUUCUACAUGCCUAGUAAGUAAACUAAAUCUAACCUAAGAUGAACAACCAACUAUUUUAGUAAUACCUAAUGAAUUUCUAACCAUAAUCAAAUGCUUAGUGA
Tetrahymena thermophila SB210 is the source of this 1557-nucleotide messenger RNA. RefSeq lists its product as hypothetical. The transcript has a single exon. The record is from RefSeq and is a predicted model, not a curated record. NCBI's taxonomy places the organism in Eukaryota, Ciliophora, Oligohymenophorea, Hymenostomatida, Tetrahymenidae.